Molecule: messenger RNA, 1893 nt
Organism: Penicillium malachiteum
Lineage: Eukaryota; Fungi; Ascomycota; Eurotiomycetes; Eurotiales; Aspergillaceae
Product: putative sucrose transporter
Exons: 4
Coding region: 1-1893 (630 amino acids)
Cellular component (GO): membrane
Molecular function (GO): sucrose:proton symporter activity
Source: RefSeq, a predicted model, not a curated record
AUGGGGGAAACCAACACAUUUUCAGUUGUUCACGAAACCUCGCCCCUAAUGCCUGCCAGGCAGGAGGACGGGGUCUCAGCCAGGGACUAUGCCGGUGUCCCAGUGGAACGUGUCGACGAGUCUUCUAAGAGCAGCUGGUAUUUGUUCUUGCUUACGGUCUCGAUUGGAGGUCUUCAAGUCGUUUGGUCGGUGGAACUGUCCAAUGGAUCGCCCUUCUUACUUUCCUUGGGCAUGAGCAAGGCUCUCCUUGCUGUUGUCUGGAUUGCGGGUCCCUUAACCGGUACGCUUGUUCAACCGUAUAUCGGCAUUCGAAGUGAUAAUUGUCGGAUACCAUGGGGCAAGAGGAAACCUUUUAUGGUGGCUGGAGGUGCAGCUACGGUUGUCACGUUGCUUUUGCUGGCGUGGGUGAAGGAUAUUGUGGGCGGGUUCUUAUCUCUCUUUGGUGUGGAUCCAUUGUCGAGUGGAUCGAAGACGACGAUUAUGAUUUUGGCGACGAUCAUAAUGUUUUCUCUUGAUUUUGCGAUUAAUACUGUCCAAGCUGGCAUUCGGGCAUUCAUCCUUGAUAACUGCCCUACUCACCAACAAGAGCUCGCAAAUGCCUGGGCAAGUCGAUGGACAGGUGUGGGUAACAUUAUUGGGUAUAUCUUUGGAUACAUGGAUUUGCCUAAAUAUUUCCCUUUUCUGGGAAACACUCAGUUCAAGGUGCUUUGUUCGUUUGCCUCAUUCUCGCUGAGCGUGACAUUAAUCGCCAGCUGUUGGUAUAUCAGAGAGCGCGAUCCACGUCUCGAUGGUCCGCCAAAAUCGGAUGGCCUUGGAGUUAUUGAAUUCUUCAAACAGACAUUCAAGUCCAUUCGGACUCUUCCGCCUCAAAUCGCACGAGUAUGCGAGGUACAGAUAGCCGCUUGGGUGGGCUGGUUCCCAUUCUUGUUCUACUCUACCACAUACAUCGGACAGCUCUAUGUUAAUCCGAUUUUCCAAGAAAACCCAAACCUUCCAGAGGAUCAGAUUAACAAGGCAUGGGAAGAUGCCACGCGUGUUGGAACAUUAGCCCUGCUCAUUUACGCCGUUAUCUCAUUCACAGCCAAUACAGUCCUUCCGAUAUUUGUUGUUCCUACCUAUCAACACGCUGUUGAGGGCAUCGCAGAUCACGACGAACGAGAUACAUCUCUUGAUGAGGAACCAAGUGAGCGUCCUCGCAGGUUGUCAAUUUCCGCUAUGCCAACGGGUAUUGCAUCCGAGCCCCUUCUAGACGCUACCCCAGGGAAAGGUAUCAACGAAGAUAAGCCGGCCUGGCUUUCGCGCCUACAAAUCCCAGGACUAACACUCCGACGCACCUGGCUCCUCUCACACGUCUUAUUCGCGAUUUGCACAUUUAGCACAUUUUUCAUCUCCUCCUACCAAGUUGGCUCCAUCGCCAUUGGACUCAUCGGCAUUUCAUGGGCUGUGACUCUGUGGGCUCCAUUCGCCCUGAUCUCAGCAGAAGUCUCCCGCAUUGAUCUUGAGCGACGACUCCGUCGCCAGCAAGCUACUACCAGCGGAGCUCCAGUAUCUCACCCAGGACCUCGCAGCACAAAUAACUCCUAUGCACCCGUCUUCAGCGAAGAGCAGGACGAGAAUCGUGACUCUCUCGACGAUGAUCUGGAAGAAGGUCGCUCCAAAGCCUCUGCUGAGGAACCAGAGGAAAAUCUAGUCCAGGCCGGAAUCAUCUUGGGUCUUCAUAAUGUGGCUGUUUCUUUCCCGCAGAUCUUCUCGAGUCUGAUUUGUAGUGCUGUCUUUAAGGCGGCUCAGAAACCGCGUGGUGAACCUUGGGAUGAUAGUGUGGGAUGGGUUCUCCGGUUUGGUGGGUGUGCGGCUUUGGUAGCAGCUUUGCUCACCAAGCGAUUAGCUAAGUGA